Messenger RNA from Eucalyptus grandis, 2429 nucleotides. RefSeq lists its product as uncharacterized. The coding region runs from base 201 to 2243 and encodes 680 amino acids. NCBI's taxonomy places the organism in Eukaryota, Viridiplantae, Streptophyta, Magnoliopsida, Myrtales, Myrtaceae. The transcript is spliced from 6 exons. The record is from RefSeq and is a predicted model, not a curated record. Gene Ontology annotation, biological process: protein transport.
UCCUCUCUCUCUCCCACCAACCAUACCUUCAGUUUUCAAUCAGCUGGCAAGCUAACUUGUUUUCAGCUUCUAUGCUUCGUCUCCCUAUUUGGGUUUGCACUUUGCAGCUGACCGGCAUGCUAGGCCUGCUGAUUCAAGACUCGGUGUUCUCUUGAACCCUGCAAGGCUCGAGAAGAAGCUGCUUCGGAAACAUCUCGGCCAUGUUCGACAUCCUGUUCGGGUGGCGAAAAGCUUCCAAAUGCAAGAGGGUGAUCAGAAGAGUGCAGUGCCGGCUGAAGCUGCUGAAGAACAAGAGGAGUUCGAUCGUGAGGCAGUUGCGCGAGGACGUCGCUCAGCUCAUCAAGAAUGGCCACGAAGACGUGGCGAUCGAGCGGGCUGAGCAGCUAUUCAAAGAUGAAAGCAUCAUCGCUGUCUACAAUUUGCUCGAUCAAUUCUGCGAAUUUGUUAUCUCCAACUUGUCGUACAUUCGCAGGAACAGGGACUGUCCAAAUGAUAUCAAUGAAGCGGUUUCAAGCCUCAUAUUUGCCUCUGCGAGAUGCGGGGACUUACCUGAGCUUCGCGUGAUCCGGAAGCUGUUUGGAGAACGUUAUGGCAAUAGAUUUGCUGCGACUGCCGUAGAAUUAUUCCCUGGAAAUCUUGUGAACCGUCAGAUUAGAGAUCAACUCUCCAUCAAAUCAGUGCCCAAUGAUACGAAGCACAGAUUAGUGGACGAAAUUACCAGGGAAUGCUGCCGUAAGCCCGAGAUCUUGGCGAUUGAAUUUUCUUCAGAACUGCAAAGACAGGUGAAAGAAAAUAUGGAACAGAAACGGAUGAAUAAGGAAUCUACAAUUAGCCAUGUAAGUAUCGAAGAAUCUAAAGUGCAAGUUUCGAGUACUAGAGAGAUUGGAACUGAAGCCAUAAUACACGUCGACUCGGAAGCAGCUGCACAUGAACUUCAGUCUACACCAUCUCAAUCUCAUCCUAAACUACAUCAAAAUACAGCAGAUACUUUGGUACUUUCUUCUAUUGUUUCUUGGCCUUCCAACAAUCUAUCGGACUCCUCACUUUCGCCAAGCAAUCUCACAUUGACUGUUCCUGAAGAAAUUGAGAACGCCACUUCCAUUCAAGAAGCUUCAGAACCGAAGGAAGAUAUAAUAAUCACCUCAUCCUCUUCAAGCAAUUCACCUCAAUUUCCUGAAGGAAAGGUAGUCUAUCUCGACGAUGUCGAGGAAUUUCAGUCACUCCCCAAAGUGAAUGAAAAUGGCCAAGACCAGAGGCUAUUCAAGUUCAAACCUUUGCUCGGCUUUCAAAAAGGUACACCUGAAGUAAAACUUGAUCAGGGUUACAUUGAAGAACAUGAAUCAUCAGAUGAGAAGAAGUCGACUCCAAGGAGCACCAGGAAAAGUGAGGCACCAGCUGGAAAGAGGUCAAGGAGGAGAUCACUGUCCCGAGACAACCAAAGCGUCAGGGAUUGUGAAUUUGUGGUCUACUACAACAAGCCUGGAAAGAACUCAACUCACAGGCUCAGCCAUAACCGCGAGGGGAAGCAUCUGAAGAUGAACCAUGCCGAAGAAAAUGAUCAGCUCUUUUCUUUGAGGCAGAAAACAGGCCAAAGUUUCAGUCCAGACUUGGGGAGUCAUUCUAGCUCGUGCAGGCUUAACUAUGUUUCGGCGAAGUCAUGCCGUGACUCCUGCUCUAACUGCAAAAUAAAUAAAUGUAGUUUGGAAAAUCCAUGUUACCAUUGUUCCCGUGACCAGAGCCAUCUCACGCCACUUCAAACCCAUCAUUACAAAGAGGAGACUUCGAUUGAAGGCUUUUGCAACUGUCCAGGUCAUAGGAAUGAGAAACUCGAUGUCAAGUCUUCUCCAGUACCACUUCGACAAAAAGGAAACAGUUUUGAAAACGGCUCUGCUGUAUAUAACGUUUUCACCUACAGGAAUCACAAGGUUGAUGAGGAGAGCAUGAACAAGGAAAGUAUGGUCCAGGGAUCCAAUUCUUCGGGAAGUGAUACUACUAUUGUAAUCGACAGUGUUGAGGAUGCAGUUCUCUCCCCCUACUUGAGAGCCAUGACAAUGCCCCCAGAACGGCACAAAGAUGGGUUCAAGGAGAAAGUCCCCCGCUCGAAUUCAUUUCCAAUUCAAUGCCCGACCCAUGUCCAUCCCAGGUUGCCCGACUAUGAUGAUCUGACAGCCAAAUUUGCGGCUCUCAAGCAAGAGUACUUGCAAAAAACCAGGCCUCCUGGUUGGAAACAAGAGGCGAGAUAGAGCGCAGAGACUUGGCACGUCGGUAGCUUUUCCAUUCAGAAUAUUUCCAUUUGUUGACAUAUUUCGUGUGACUAGGUGUUCUUGAUUAUCCACUUCGUAGCGUCUUUCAUUUGGAGAAUCGAUUCUUUGUACAGAUUUGGGAAGUCCUGCAUUAUUAGAUUGGUUUGCAUUUUGUUUCUCUCUCAA